Drosophila sechellia is the source of this 1492-nucleotide messenger RNA. RefSeq lists its product as uncharacterized. The record is from RefSeq and is a predicted model, not a curated record. The transcript has a single exon. Bases 1158 to 1304 code for a protein of 48 amino acids. NCBI's taxonomy places the organism in Eukaryota, Metazoa, Arthropoda, Insecta, Diptera, Drosophilidae.
GUCCAUAAAACGAUGCCGACCCACCGCAGUGCAUAAAUAUUUUUUUCUUUGGGUCUGGCUAGAAAGUUUCAUGUCUUGGGUCCAAUUACGCCACUUCUGACCUUCUCAUGCACCCACAGGGACUUUUCAUUAACUUGCUGGGCCGAACUAUUUCGAGUUUGAAAUGUAGAAAAAUUUCUAUGCGUCAAAAAUUAUGCGUGCCCCGGCGGGAAUGUAAAAUUUGUGGCAGGCUGUGUCGUGGGAAAAUUGUUUUCAUAUUUCCCGGAAAGUUAGUUCGAUGUGCCACGUGCCUGAUUUUGAUUUUUCCUCUCAUUAUGCAGGCAGUACGCUUACAAUAUAAGUUAUUUUUAGGCUGAAUAGCAAACAAUUACAUAAACAUAGAAAUAAUUUUAUUUCAUUUUACAAAUGAAACGAUUCCUAGAACCGUUUGGAAAGGUCAAAUCGUUUUUAAUUAAAUACAAAAUUUGAGAAAAAAAACGGAGAGCCCGAAAAACAAUUGAAAAUCUUAUCAAGCCCUAAAAGAAAAGGGAAAAUUAACUACAAGCCACUGAAGCUAAAAUCGGGGUGGCUUAUAUAGAAAAUGGAAACCAUUAUGCAUUUUCUUUGCCAUUUUUUACAAACUCAUUUGGUUAGAAAAGCAAAAUGAGUAAUUAUUAAACUGUCGCCCAGGGGCUGAGAUUGGGUUAAGCAAGGGGAAGACCCCAAAGAGCGAAGGUAAGGGAAGUUUAAGGGCACUUUUCCCGUUCCAGGGGAAAAGGUGCAAACCCUAAACUUAACUUUCCUUCUUUUGGGAGCCGGAAAGAAGCUGGGAAAAAGAAAUAAAUUAACUUUUUCCGAGGCGGGAGCCGUUCUUCUUGGCUGGUUGGGCUCGGCAAGUGCUCGGUCCCCAUCAAUGUCUAAAUAAUGGACUGCUCGCCUUAUUAUUAACUGAAUGCUUUUUGAUCAUGCUAACGCAAAUUACAAGCUACGACACCCCGACUGCUUGCUCCCGCGCCUUUCAGCCAACCAGUGAAACAUUAUCUUGGCGCUGGUCCUGGUGUUACAUAUAACACUUUCGAAUUGAUAAGGACGGGGCGUGGACGGCGUCGACUCCAUCGUCAUUUGCCAAGUUGCCACUGUCAUUGUCUGGUGGCAUUUGUAAUUCACUUUGAUUAAAUAUGCAAGGAUGCUGGGCUCUCUCGCAGGACGCCACUGGUCGAGGACCGCAUUCAAAUGCCGCAGCAAUGCAACGACAGUCGAGGGACCCGAAAUCCAGCAAUCCACUAUCUCACUACACUGAAAGAAUAAUUGAAACUCCGAAAUAACCCCGAAGCUUAAUUUUCAUAUCUGACAUAUAAUGUGUUAUAAUAAUUAAAUAGUGAUCGUUUCAAAGAGAAAAUCAUACUCCACCCAACUUUUUUUAUUUUAGUACAGUUUCAAUCUUACUAUUUUAUACAAAAUGAUUUUAUUUGUUCAACAAAUAUUUGCUGAGUGCAUCGGGCCGCUUCUUAGU